AUGGAGGCCGGCGAGGAGAAGCGGCACCUGCUCCACGAAGCCGCCGGCGGGUCCUACCUGGGGGUGUCCCCCAAGGCCGGGCACAGCUCGGCGCACGCGGCGGCGCCCGACGCCGUGGAGCUGGGUCCCCAGCGCGGGCGGCACUGCCACGCGCCGCGGGCCGCGGGCGGCCACCGAGGCCAGCGGCGCGCGCGCAGGAAGCUCUACGUGGCCGCCAGCAUCUGCCUCGUCUUCAUGGUGGGGGAGGCCGUGGGCGGCUACCUGGCGCACAGCCUGGCCAUCCUCACGGACGCCGCCCACCUCCUCACGGACUUCGCCAGCGUCAUGAUCAGCCUCUUCGCGCUCUGGGUGUCCUCGCGCCCCGCCACCAAGACCAUGAACUUCGGCUGGCACCGCGCAGAGAUCCUGGGGGCCCUGCUCUCCGUGCUCUCCAUCUGGGUGGUGACCGGCGUCCUCGUGUACCUGGCGGCCCAGCGCCUGCUCUCGGGCGACUAUGACAUCCAGGGCGAAGCCAUGCUGGUCACCUCGGCCUGCGCCGUGGCCGUCAACGUGGUGAUGGGGCUGGCCCUGCACCAGACGGGCCACGGGCACAGCCAUGGCGAGCAGCCCAGCGCCAGCGUGCGUGCCGCCUUUGUGCACGUGCUCGGGGACCUGCUGCAGAGCCUCGGCGUCCUCGUCGCCUCCUACAUCAUCUACUUCAAGCCCGAGUGGAAGUUUGUGGAUCCCAUCUGCACCUUCCUCUUCUCCGUGCUGGUGCUGGCGACGACGCUGAGCAUCCUGCGCGACGUGCUGCUGGUGCUCAUGGAGGGCACCCCGCGGGGCAUGGACUUCAACGCGGUGCGCGAGACGCUGCUGGCCGUGCGCGGCGUGCGGGCGCUGCACAGCCUGCACCUCUGGGCGCUCACGGCCUCGCAGCCGCUGCUCUCCGUCCACGUCGCCAUCACCGAGGACGCGAGCGCGCAGGCGGUGCUGGAGGAGGCGCGCGCCCGGCUGCAGGGCGCCUUCCGCUUCCACACCACCACCAUCCAGAUCGAGAGCUACUCGGAGGACAUGCAGGACUGCCGCGAGUGCCAGUCCCCCCGCGACUGA
Molecule: messenger RNA, 1089 nt
Organism: Nothoprocta perdicaria
Lineage: Eukaryota; Metazoa; Chordata; Aves; Tinamiformes; Tinamidae
Gene: SLC30A2
Product: solute carrier family 30 member 2
Exons: 8
Coding region: 1-1089 (362 amino acids)
Biological process (GO): response to zinc ion; zinc ion transmembrane transport
Cellular component (GO): plasma membrane
Molecular function (GO): zinc ion transmembrane transporter activity
Source: RefSeq, a predicted model, not a curated record